GAACCCAGGUAGUGUAGACUCAAAAGGGACUGCAAAACUUUGAAGUCAAGUUCGGACGGCUAAAGCCUUUCGCCUUCAAAAGUUCAUUGGUCGUCCCUCGCUGGCGUGUUUAAUAAAAUGGAUGUGCUUUCGGCGGCGGCGGCGUCCAGUGGCGGCGGUGGAGGUCCGGCGCCGUUCUUGUCGAAAACAUAUGAGAUGGUGGAUGAUUCUCAAACUGAUGACAUCGUAUCAUGGACUCCGACUGGUCACAGUUUUGUCGUGUGGAAUCCUCAAGAAUUCGCUCGAAUUCUUCUUCCUACCUAUUUCAAACACAACAAUUUCUCCAGUUUCAUUCGGCAGCUCAACACUUACGGCUUCCGGAAGAUUGAUCCAGAAAGAUGGGAAUUUGCCAAUGAGGAAUUUUUGAAGGACCAGAAGCAUCUACUUAAGAACAUUCAUCGUAGAAAACCCAUUCACAGUCAUAGUCACCCUCCAGGUUCCACAGUUGAUCCAGAAAGAGCUGCAUUUGAGGAAGAGAUUGAUAAACUUACACGUGAGAAGUCUGGGCUCGAGGCUAAUGUCUCAAGGUUCAGACAGCAACAAUCUGCUGCAAAACUCCAGCUAGAAGAAUUAACUGGGCGGCUUGGCAGUAUAGAGCAAAGGCAGGAGAGUUUACUGACAUUUGUUGAGAAGGCAGUUCAAAAUCCUGACUUUGUUGAGCGUCUUGCUCAGAAACUCGAGUCCAUGGAUAUUUCUGCAUUUAGUAAGAAGAGGCGAUUGCCUCAAAUCGACAGCCCUCAACCAGUUCAAGAAAGUAUGUCGGUGGACAACCAUAGCAGUUCUAGAGUUGAGUUUGGGAACCUUUGCCAUCAAGAUUUCUCAAAUAAGCUCAGGCUUGAAUUGUCACCUGCUGUUUCAGAUAUCAAUGUGCUCUCAUGCAGCACCCAAAGUUCCAAUGAAGAUGGCGGAAGCCCACAUAGGAGAAUGUCUGAAGGAUGGUCCAGAGAAGUGCAACUUCGAACCGGGGGAGUAAUUUACACCCCUGAAGCAAUAGAACUAUCAGAUACAGGGACGUCUUUUACGUUGAAGAUGGAUUCAUCUUUGCCUCGUGCUUCGAGCAAUGUCGAAAGCUCAAGACCGCAUUCCUUGCCACAAAGCCUGACAUCUAACGAGGAAGUUGAAGGUCACAUUUCCUGCCAGCUGAAUCUUUCUUUGGCUUCAUGUCUUUCACAAGUCGAUAAAAAUCAAUAUUCAUUGAGGAUGUCCCAAAUAGGUCAAGAGAUAGGUAAACAUUCUAAAUCACAUUCUGAUGCCAAUGAAAAAAUCCCUCCUACUAAUGACAAACCUUUGCCACCUUCACAUGAUGCAACUGCCAACAAGCAAGGGCCUACAACUACUCCGGUUCGUGUGAACGAUGUCUUUUGGGAACAGUUCCUCACAGAAAGACCAGGCUGCUCGGAUAACGAAGAGGCUAGCUCUAGUUACAAAGGGAACUCCUACGACGAGCAAUACGAGAGAAAAUCAAAUCAAGGAGUAGCUAGUAACACAAGAAAAGUGGAACACCUUACCCUUUGAGUAUAUGAAGUUGUCAUUGAAGACACUUGAAACAUUUAUUUAGGUUUUUGGAAUGUUGAGUCCUAUACUGUGUAAUGGUUUGUAACUAUCAAUCCCUGUUAAAGCCUA
This is a messenger RNA of Solanum dulcamara, 1662 nucleotides long. RefSeq names its product heat stress transcription factor A-5. Gene Ontology annotation, biological process: regulation of transcription by RNA polymerase II. Gene Ontology annotation, cellular component: nucleus. NCBI's taxonomy places the organism in Eukaryota, Viridiplantae, Streptophyta, Magnoliopsida, Solanales, Solanaceae. The record is from RefSeq and is a predicted model, not a curated record. The coding region runs from base 118 to 1554 and encodes 478 amino acids. Gene Ontology annotation, molecular function: RNA polymerase II cis-regulatory region sequence-specific DNA binding; DNA-binding transcription factor activity. The transcript is spliced from 2 exons.